AUGUCAUCCAAUAGAACCGUGACUAUGAAGAAAUCCGGCUGGGAUGCGCAGAUUAAUGCGAAUGGAUACUUCAAUUUUUGCAUACUAUACAUGUUAUUGGGAUUUCGCGAAGAUUACAAACGCGUGGUGAUUAACGCUCGUCUCGAAUUGAUUUUAAAACGAUUGCACAGCAACAACAAUUGUCUGAUUGGAAAUUUGGCGUUGGAGCCUCGUAUAACCAAAUAUUCGUGGGCCAUUAAGACCACGACUCAACUGGAGAAGCCGCGAUACGUUGUCUUCGCUCUGCAGACAGGUCGGAAAAACAUCAUGUCCGAGGAUAUGAAUCGAUUCGACGACUGCAAAUUGAACACCGUGAAACUUUAUCUGAACUCGGAAUGUUAUCCGUAUGACGAUAUGAAUUUGGAUUUCGAUAAAAACAGAUGGUCGAUUCUGUAUGACACAUACCAGCAUUUCUGCAAAAAUUAUUACGUAUACGAGUAUCAAGAGACGAGUAUCACAGUCUCGCAGUUCCUACGCAACGGUCCGUUCGUGAUCAUCGAUUGUUCUCGACAAAACAAAUCGGUCAAGAGCGCAACCGUGGAUGUGAGAUUGGAAUUUGAAUGUAAGGAGAACGUGCCGAUGAAUACUACUGCGUAUUGUCUCAUCAUAUACGAUAGCGUGAUUCAAUACAAUUCGUUGAUCAAUGUGGUGCGCAAAAUCAUCUAA
Cataglyphis hispanica is the source of this 705-nucleotide messenger RNA. RefSeq lists its product as uncharacterized. Lineage: Eukaryota; Metazoa; Arthropoda; Insecta; Hymenoptera; Formicidae. The record is from RefSeq and is a predicted model, not a curated record. The coding region runs from base 1 to 705 and encodes 234 amino acids. The transcript is spliced from 2 exons.